Molecule: messenger RNA, 2135 nt
Organism: Chlamydomonas reinhardtii
Lineage: Eukaryota; Viridiplantae; Chlorophyta; Chlorophyceae; Chlamydomonadales; Chlamydomonadaceae
Exons: 3
Coding region: 67-1638 (523 amino acids)
Source: RefSeq, a predicted model, not a curated record
GCGGGCGAGCUGGCGGCGGCGGCCCGCAGCUGGGGCCGGCCGGAGGCGGAGCUGGAGGAGCUCCUGAUGGACCUGGGCACAUGGGAGUGCCACGCCGGCACGGCGCUGGCGGCAGCGGGGCAGCAGCGGCAGCAGGGUGCUCCGAAUGGCGCAGCCGCCUCCACCGCUGGUGUGGGCAUGCAACAUCAGCCGCAGGACGAGGCACAGGAGGACAAGAGCGGCGGCGAUGUCCGCGUCGCUGCCGCCUCGCUGCUGCCGCUGGGUAGCCACCUGCUCCAAUACACGCGCCUGUGCGGCUGGCGGCUGACGGCGGCACACAUGCGGCACACGCUGGCGCAGCUGACAGCUCUGGCGCACGCACAACAGCAGGGACAGAGCGCGGGUGCGACCUGUCUCCGUGGUGCUGACGCCGGCGCUGCAGCUGUGCCUGGGCGCGUUGAUGCAGCUGCGAACGAGGGUGGGAACAACGGUGCAGCCGCCGCGGGUGAAGUAACUGGAAGCUUAAAGCCACAUGUGGAGAAGGGAGCCGCAGCGGCGGCGUUAUGGCGUGGACCCUCAAGCCCGCGGAUAGCCUUCGCCACGCGCCGGCCCCGCCCGACGACCUCUACACCUGAGAGGCAUGCAGUGUUGGCGGUGGGAGCGACCGAGGCGCAGCAAGAGCCGCACGGCACGUCAAGCGACCCCACGCAGCCUGCUCACCCAGUCCUGUUGCGCCGGAAGCGUGGCGUCCCGCAGGCAGCUCCCAUGCAGAAGGCAAGUGCAGUUGAUUCCGACAGCGGCAAGGGCAAGGCAACAGGCGGCGUGCAGCCUUCUCAGCCUGAGGCAAAGGCCGCCGCGUGCAUCCCUGCGCCUGGUGGGCCGGUGUGGCAGCCUCUACAGCCAACGCAGCCGCACUGGCUGGAAGCUAUUCUGGUGGAGUUUUGGCUUCGCCGGAUCCCCGCAGGAGAGGAUGAUGCCUUCGCUAGGUGGUCGCUGCCGUGGGUGGUGGCCCAGGCGCAAGUCCUGCACUGGAUGGAGGCGUCCUCGCUGGCCGCGCUGCUGCUGCGCGCCGCCCUGGACGGCCAGGCGUUGUACCGGAGCAACAUCAGCACCAUCAUCGCAUGCAUGCCCGCCACCGCCGUCCUGUGCGCGCGCAGCUUCAUGCCGCCCGACAGCUGGGCGCGCCUGGUGUCGGCGUUCCGCGUACCGCGCUUCGGCAUCUACAGCGCCACCAAGGCAUUGCUGGCAUUUGGCCUGAUAUCUGCGCCGCCCGGCAUCUGCGGCUUUGCGUCCGGCUCGGCGCAGCUGCUGAUGGAGGGUGUGCUGCUGGGCGCUUGCUCCAUGCUUCCGCCGGUCAGCACUGCCACACUAUUGCUCAUGCUCCAGCUCCUACACUUCCGGAUGAUGCGGGUGCUGGAGGCGGAUGACCGGCCCCAUGCGGUGUUUGGCGAGGCCGCGGCGAGGCCGACUUCCUGGGGCGGCCUGCCCGCCAUGUGUGGCGCCGAGGUGGGCAGCUGGCGGUGCACCGCGCUGCAGCCGCUGCUGACGUUCAGUGUGGGGCUGCUGACAGCGGCUGUGUGCCGUGUGAGCCUACGCCUGCGCUUUUGGCAGCAGCGCGGCGGCGUGACUGCGGCGGCUGUAAGUCCGCUGGGGGCCUGAGGACCUGCGGCUGGCGGUGCGUGUGGCUGGGGGUGUCUGUGCUGUCACAUAUACGGUAAAGACCCGACGUUGCCCGGCACUUUAGCGUUGCAUAACAAUGGACUGUUGCAUUAACGCAUGCACGUGCAUCUCGGCUCCUGAUUACCAUGUUACGGUACCGUACGCAGCCAACCUGCUGCAUGAGGAAGUUCUGAACCGAAGUCCUGAACCUUGACGGUGAUGGCGGACACGAAGUCGGUGCUUGCCACGCUGAAUACCUGCGCUGUUCGAAUGAAGCACCGCUGAGGCUCGUUGUAUGUUGUGCCGGUGAGCGGCCAAGUUUUGAAGAUGAGGUAGUGACGGGCGGAAGGGCUUGUCUGCUGAAUUACGGUAGUGACGGUACCGCAGGUGGAGCGGGCACACGCAAGCGCAAGUGCGCAAGCUUAAUGCCUGGACCCUGCGUGGCCCUGUCAGGCGAGCUGCCUGAAUGCCUUAUUGCCUUGUAAUUGCGUUGGAAU